Exophiala dermatitidis NIH/UT8656 is the source of this 420-nucleotide messenger RNA. RefSeq names its product phosphoesterase. The record is from RefSeq and is a predicted model, not a curated record. The transcript has a single exon. NCBI's taxonomy places the organism in Eukaryota, Fungi, Ascomycota, Eurotiomycetes, Chaetothyriales, Herpotrichiellaceae. Bases 1 to 420 code for a protein of 139 amino acids. Gene Ontology annotation, cellular component: cytoplasm. Gene Ontology annotation, molecular function: phosphoprotein phosphatase activity.
AUGGACCUUGCGUUCAUCCACAUCCCUCUUCCUGAAUACCGCAAUCCCGACCAGCUCAAAUGGGUGGGCAACUGGACUGAACCGCCUACCGCGCCGGCAUACAACUCGAACUUCAAAGACGCUCUUGUCGAAGAAGGUGUUGUCGCCGUCUCGUGCGGUCAUGACCACGUCAAUGACUACUGCCUGCCCGCACUGGAUAAAGACAAAAAGAAGCCGGCGUUGUGGAUGUGCUAUGGCGGUGGAGCGGGCUUUGGCGGCUACGGUGGUUACUACGGAUACCAUCGCCGCAUCCGAUUCUUCGACUUUGAUAUGAACGAAGGGAGGAUUCAUACGUGGAAACGGCUCGAAUGGGGCGAUACCGAGAGAAGAAUUGACGAACAGAUCAUCGUGGAUGGAGGAAAGGUCGUUGUUGACAUGUAG